AUGUCUUUUCAAGUUACUCCUAUUUGGAUGUGGAAGGGUUCAGGCAAUAACUAUGCUUACCUUCUAACCUGCGAGAAGACCCGCGCCAGUGCCAUUGUUGAUCCUGCUGAACCAACUGCUGUUUUACCUGUUUUGCAAAAAAAGGCUGACUCGAAAGAGAUCGACCUUCAAUAUGUUUUAACCACUCACCAUCACUCUGAUCAUGCCGGCGGAAACGGUGCUGUUUCAUCGAUUUUUCCUUCUGCUAAAGUUUUCGGCGGUAAAUAUGCACAGGCUGUAACUUACACUCCCAAGAAUAAGGAAACAUUCAAGGUUGGUGAAGUUGAGGUGCAAGCUCUUCAUACACCCUGUCAUACUCAAGAUAGUAUUUGUUAUUACGUAUCUACACCUUCCAAGCGUGGUGUCUUUACAGGAGACACUUUGUUUACCGCUGGUUGCGGUCGCUUUUUUGAAGGUGACGCUAGUGAAAUGCAUCACGCAUUAAACACUGUUUUGGCGUCUCUUCCUGAUGACACUAUCACUUAUCCUGGUCAUGAAUAUACCAAAUCGAAUGCCAAGUUUGCAUCCUCUGUGCUUUCAAACCCCGAACUUACCAAGCUUGUUGAUUAUUGUUCCAAGAACGAAUCCACUACUGGUAAGUUUACCCUUGGGGAGGAAAAGCAAUUCAACCCUUUCAUGCACUUGGAUGCUCCUGACGUCCAAAAGGCUGUCAAGUCCACUAAUCCUAUUUCUAUCAUGAACACCUUAAGAACCAUGAAGAACAAAUCUUAG
Molecule: messenger RNA, 771 nt
Organism: Schizosaccharomyces osmophilus
Lineage: Eukaryota; Fungi; Ascomycota; Schizosaccharomycetes; Schizosaccharomycetales; Schizosaccharomycetaceae
Gene: glo2
Product: glyoxalase II
Exons: 2
Coding region: 1-771 (256 amino acids)
Molecular function (GO): hydroxyacylglutathione hydrolase activity
Source: RefSeq, a predicted model, not a curated record